Messenger RNA from Clarias gariepinus (North African catfish), 6582 nucleotides. Its product is annotated as copine-9-like. Gene Ontology annotation, molecular function: calcium-dependent phospholipid binding. The transcript is spliced from 21 exons. NCBI's taxonomy places the organism in Eukaryota, Metazoa, Chordata, Actinopteri, Siluriformes, Clariidae. The record is from RefSeq and is a predicted model, not a curated record. Gene Ontology annotation, cellular component: plasma membrane. Gene Ontology annotation, biological process: cellular response to calcium ion. The coding region runs from base 84 to 1763 and encodes 559 amino acids.
UUUAGGACACAAACACAGUGUCGGAUGGGAAGGUAAAAACUUAGAAUCUUGUUUGAACAAUAUUGAUCAUCCCGAGCAUCACGAUGGCCUCAAUCGGGGACUUCGACCCGCUCCAUUCUACAGUACCGGCAACUAAGAUCGAAGUUACUGUCUCGUGCAGGAAUCUGUUGGACAUGGACACUUUUUCUAAGUCAGAUCCUGUUGUCGUGUUGUACAUACAAGGCAUAGGAACAAAAGAAUGGAGAGAGUAUGGCAGAACAGAGGUGAUCGACAACACAUUGAAUCCAGACUUUGUGCGGAAAUUUGUUCUGGAUUUCUUCUUUGAAGAGAAGCAGAAUCUUCGAUUUGAUGUGUACAAUGUGGACACAAGAAGUUCCAACAUCUCAAAACAUAAAGAUUUCCUGGGCCAGACAUUUUGCACACUUGGAGAGAUCAUUGGUUCCACAGGCAGUCGCAUGGAGAGAACAUUAUCCGGGAUUCCAGGGAAGAAGUGCGGCACCAUCAUCUUAACCGCUGAGGAACUCAGCAACUGCAGGGAUAUUGCUACUAUGCAGCUGUGUGCCAAUAAACUGGACAAGAAGGACUUCUUCGGGAAGUCAGAUCCUUUUUUGGUGUUCUACCGGAGCAACGAGGAUGGAACAUUUACUAUCUGUCAUAAGACAGAGGUGGUCAAGAACACUCUGAACCCGGUGUGGCAACCCUUCACCAUCCCUGUGCGGGCGCUGUGUAACGGUGACUAUGACAGAACUGUCAAGAUAGACGUGUAUGACUGGGAUCGAGAUGGAAGUCAUGAUUUCAUUGGUGAAUUCACCACUAGCUACAGAGAGCUGUCCCGAGGCCAGAGCCAGUUUAAUGUGUAUGAGGUUUUAAAUCCCAAAAAAAAAGGAAAGAAGAAAAAAUAUGUAAAUUCUGGCACAGUGACAUUGCUUUCCUUUAAAGUUGAAUCUGAACACACAUUUGUAGACUUCAUCAGAGGAGGGACACAACUCAACUUCACUGUAGCCAUAGAUUUCACAGCAUCAAAUGGCAAUCCGGCUCAGCCAAACUCCCUGCAUUACAUGAGUCCAUAUCAGAUGAACACCUACGCUAUGGCAUUGAAGGCAGUGGGAGAGAUUAUUCAGGACUAUGACAGUGACAAGCUCUUCCCAGCAUAUGGAUUUGGAGCCAAACUGCCUCCAGAUGGCAAAAUCUCCCAUGCCUUUCCUCUGAAUGGUAACAGUGAGGACCCAAAUUGUGUGGGGAUAGAAGAGGUGUUGGAGGCUUACUUCCAAAGUCUUAGAAAAGUCCAGCUUUAUGGGCCUACCAACUUCGCCCCGGUCAUCAACCAGGUAGCAAGGGUAGCGGAGAAUGUGACUGAUGGAUCCCAGUAUUUUGUGCUGUUGAUGAUUACGGAUGGAGUCAUUUCAGACAUGGUGCAGACCAAAGAAGCUGUUGUCAAUGCUUCAGCUCUACCCAUGUCUAUCAUCAUUGUGGGUGUGGGGCCUGCUGAGUUUGAUGCUAUGGAGGAGUUGGAUGGUGAUGAGGUCAGAGUGUCAUCUAGAGGACGCUUUGCAGAAAGAGACAUUGUUCAGUUUGUUCCGUUCCGUGACUACAUUGACCGCUCUGGAAACCAGAUCCUGAGUAUGGCUCGGCUGGCUAAAGAUGUUCUAGCUGAGAUCCCUGACCAGCUGUUGUCCUUCAUGAAGAGCAAAGAGAUUGAGCCACGUCCUGCUCCCCCUGCCGCCAGCAUGCCUAGCAAACCUCCUGUCAACAUGCGCAUCUGAGCAUUUGUGAAUGUUCCUGUCUAACAAAUGUUAGCACCGGUAAAUGCUUAGCAACUAAUACAGCUUUGUGCAGCCAAAAACUUCCAUAUCUACAGAGCUGAAUUAAUUCUUUUAACUUAAAUUUCACACUUUUCUGAUUUAACUAUAUUGUACAGACGCACAGAGAGACAACUAUAGUAAUAAGACAAGAAAUAAAAAUCAGAAUGAGAAUAAAGAAAAAGUAGAGAGCCAAUGAUAAUGACUUGAGAGUCAAUGAUUGACACAGUCUGGAGUGAAAGGGCAUAUGAACUCAACUAAACAUGGCAUGGAUGCCAAAAAGCAAUCCAUUAUUAACCACAGACCAUUCUUUAUGAACCCAGUCCUUUGUGAUCACAGAGUGACCAAGAGAAGAGCACCACAAAAGUUUCUAAAAUUUGGUAACUGGAUGUAUUAAACAUCCUAUGUUUGCAUUUGUGUGCAUUUGUUCUAAAUGGCCUAAGAGGAUCCCUAAUGAAAUAGAGGGUUGAAGACAACAGAUAUAUCUGGAGAAUGUUAUGGUUGCAGCCUGUUGGCAAUCCUACCAAACUUUUUCUCCUAAUUUCUUAAAUAUUGCAGUGCUUUCAUGAUUAAUUAUUGGAUGUUGAUUUCGUGUCUGGGUGCUAAGAAAAAAGAGAACUGAGACGGAGACCUAACAGCCUUCACACCCUGUUUCACUGUCUGCAUGCAGUCCCAAUAAACCUGAUAGAUAUACACUGCCUGGCCAAAAACAACAAGGGUCACCAUCUGGAUUUAAUCAAGCAAAUAGUUGAGAGCCUUCCACUAGAUAAUGGCUGCAGUGAUUAAUAUGAUUCAGCUGGCAACAAGUUAUUUAACCCUAACUGAUACAGUAAGUAGCUUCUCAUUUCUUAAACAGCCAUGUCAGAAGAUGUUCUGUGAUUGUGGCAAAAGUUUUACUGUUUCAGAAAGUUCAAAUUAUUGGCCUGCAUAAAGCAAAGAAAACAACUAGGGAGAUUGCUGCAACUACAAAAAAUGUGUUAAGAACUAUAAAACACAUUAUUGAACCUGUGAAUUGUGGUGAUCUGACCAUCUUUGAGGAAGAAAUGCGGCUUGAAUUUUUUAUUUUUUUUUUGUGAUUGGAGAUCAAACAUUUGCUGAAUCAUUUUCACACAUGGAUUGGCCAAAUGUUAUCCCUACUGAAAAUCUUUGGAAUGUGCUGAAAAAGAUUUUACUCAGCUGUACGGUUCUGCCAUGAACAACACAAGAUCUUGGAGAUUAACAUGAUGAAUGAAACUAAAUGUUGCGACCCUGCACACUAUGGCGAAUGUGUGCCAUAACCAAAGCAAAGGGGGUCCAAAGAAAUAUUAGUGUGUGGCUUUUUUUUUUGGCCAGUCAGUGUAUUCCAUUCUUAUUCACUUCCAUUCUUCUUCAUCAAUCCAGAUUUAUUAACUUCACAGUUGCAAACCGCCACAAUAAAUGCCCUUAUGGCACACUCAAAACGUUAAUGUUUGUUUUUUGGUAGGUUCCUACAGCCAUCAAGUAAUUGUAUUACUUUUUAACCAAGAUAUCAAUGUUUCUAUUCACUUUAUCUCUCUAUUGUUACACUCUCUAAUAAUGAUCAGUGCCUCUCUUCAAAUGAAUGAUUUUUUUCUUGGCUUUGACCUUCCUUUUAGCUAUAACCUGGGAGAUUUUACCAGAUAAAUAAUGUAUUUUGGCAUUACUGUAGCUCUAAAGGAUCGAAUUCCACUUUUCUUUAGAAGCUUGCACUGUCUCUGUGGCUGUUUAGAGUUAAAAAAAAAAAACACAUACAGUACAACAGAAUACACAAGGGCCAAAUAAACAAUCCUCAGUCUAGACUGCAAGGGCACCUUCAAACAUUAUUUCUUCCCAUAUCGAAAGAAACCAGAGAGUGAUAAAUGGAAAGAGCAAAAAGAAUGUGAUCACAACUACCACUUGAAAAUGUAGCACAGGGCCAUUAUGUUAAUUUUUGAGGGAUUCAGAAUAUGCCUCUGCUUAUUUGCAAAUGAAUGCAAAAUUAUUCUGCUCUUUCUCUAGCUCCAUGUCACUGACUCCUGCUCUAGAUGCAUGCAAUAGUUCAUGCCCCAAGUCUUUUGGCUGUUUUGUCCAUCCAUACUGAUGCUACAUUGCAGCAUACUGCAUUAUAGAAUGUCUGAUCAUAGACCAAGUUGAGGCAAAGUGAUCAUACAGUAGCUGCCUAAAUAGUCAAUAUUUCUGUGCGUUAUUUGGGUACUCCAACAGGUUCAGAGGUUCUGGUUGAAGAGAAGCAUAGGAAUGCUAAUGGGUCUUUUAAAACAUUGGGGCAAAUAUAAGGAUUCUGUACAGCAUCAACAAUUCUAUAAUUAUUUAAGUUUUAUUAACGUUUCACUAACACUGGAUGGUUACAAGUUAAAAAAGUUUACAGAUGAUCUUCAUAUGUCUGGCUUCAUUAAGCGUGGGAAUACAGUACCUGUGGACUCAGAUACCUGUACUUGGCUGACAGGCGUUGAAGCUGGUGUGGUCUUUGGUUGCAGACCAUCUGUCUUAAGGUGUGUUUUGUAUUUGAAAUGAUUUUCUAUUCACCACAGUUGUAAAGAGUAGUUAUUUAAGUUACAAUAGUCUUCCUAUUUCCCUGAUCUAAUCUGGACGUUUUUGAGAGUUUUUGAGGUCUCUCAUUUAACAAGGUGUUUCUGCCUCCAGAACUGCUGCUUGCUGAAAAGCUAGCAAGUACUGUAUAGGUGCAAGACAGGCCAAAGUUCCUAUUUAGUUUUAAAAAAAGGCGGUCAGAUUUGAUAUCAUUGGUGUCUAUGGUGUCUCUCAUCUUUUUUAACUUAAAGGGAAACAUAUACAAAUGGCAUAGAAAAGAAUGUUAUUCUUUAUUAGCUCCCAAGAAAAAGAAUAAAUUUUUACAUGCAUUGGUAGUCCAGUUGAUGGGGUUCUAAGCUAUUACUUGGAAGGUUGUGAGUUCAAAUUUCAGUACAGCCAAAGAGCCAAUGUGGGACCUUAGAGCAAAACCCCUAAACCUCUCAAAUAACCCUCAGCUCUAUGAUUGGAUUGUGUCCUGUUUCAGUUAUACUAUGAUGUUAAUAAAAAGCCACUGCCAAAUAAAAAGAAAUCUUGUGAAACUUUUUAUUAUUGGAUUUGUAAAAAAAAAAAAAAAAGCAUCAUAAUAAAUUGAGUGUGUUUCUGUAUAAGAGUAGGGGGCACUAACUUUGUAAUUAUUUGUACUAUGUUGCAGUAUAUGAUAUUGCAUGGUAUCAAAGGGUCUAGUCUAUUUUUGUUGUUACAAUAUAUAAUAUACUGUAUUUAUAUUAUUGUACUGUGCAUAGGUUUUAGCCAGGUGGUAAGAAUGUGUCCAUAAAUAGAAAUGUUAAUAUUUGAAGUUUUUUGAUCAAUUAGCGAAAUGAAAAGUAAAUGAACAAAAGAGAACGAAUCAAAUCAGUAUUUGGUUACCACCCUUUGCCUACAAAACAGCAUCAGGUCGUCUAGGUACAUUUGCACACCAUUUAUGAAGGAACUUGGCAGGUAGGUUGCUCCAAACAUCUUGGACAACUAACCAAAGAUCUUCUGCAGCUGUAUGCUGCCUCCAAUGCUUCUGGCUUUCUGAUGUUGAGAUCAGGGCUCUGUAGAGGCUAAAACAUCACUUCCAGGACUCUUUGUUCUUCUCUAUGCUGAACAUAGUUUUUAAUGACAUUGGCUGUAUAUUUGGGGUUGUUAUGGGCUGCAGCAUUUGCGUACAGUCAGAUACCUCCCUUAUUGUAUUGCAUGAUGGAUAAUUAUCUGUCUGUAAUUUUCAGCAUUGAGGCUUGACAUUAAUCUUGUCCCAAUCUUAACUCUAUUUGUAGAAAUGCAGCCCCAAACUUGUAGGAAACCUCCACCAUGCUUCACUGUUGCCUGCAGACUCUUAUUAUUGUGGCUCUCCUGUCGUUCGGGAAACAACCUGGCUUCUGUUACAGCCAAAUAUUUUACAUUUUGUGAAAAGGAAGAAAGUAUGUUGUGUUUCUCAUCUGCUGCAUAAAGUUCCCUUGGCCAACCACUGUGUCCACUGUCCUCAACAUUUGUUUUUUUGAAACCCCAGUCUACUCUGAAAUCAUUGUCUGGGAGAGAUCUUGCUGAUGCAGUAUAAACUACCUUGCAUCUUGUUCCUGUGCUCAGUCUUGCCAUGGCGUAUGUCCUGUGACAUACAACUUACAGAUGAAAUUGAUCCAUGGCACCUACUUGAUAUAACUGGUUAAUCAUACUCUGACGAUGUGCAAGUGUAAGAAUUGAUGCUGGUUUAAAGCCAAAGAAUAGACACACCUAAUAGUGAUUUGAUUUUUAUAUUUCUCCUGUUUGCUUACUUUGCAUUUCUUCACACCUAACUCAAACUUUUGCACUAUGUUGGUUUUCUAUGAUAGUUUGUUCCUGUAUAUUUUGCUCUGGAUUUUUGUUGUGCUUACACAUAUUCUGUGUAAAUAGCAGAAUAUUGUAGUAUUUGGCACAGAAUACAAUGUAGCUUGCUAAAAAUAGAAUAUAUUUCUCUAGAUAUUUACAUAAAUAACUGAUUUCAUUUGUUAAAGCUUUAGCAUGCAGUGUUAGCUGACAUUGAACAAUGUGCAGUAAUUGUAAUUUUUAACUCACCUUUUAUAUUUUUGCAUGACUAUCUAAAUGCUCAAGUAUGCAUUACAAUGGUAGUUUAUUGUUCAUUUUGUGCACCUUUUCUGGAAGCAAAAUAAGGCAUGCACAGAUAUUAUGUAACUCUCAAAUACGAUGCUAUUCAAGACAGGAGUGCAUAAUGUUUAUUUUUUUACUCCUUCUACAUUUAUUUGUUGCUAAACAUCAUUUUGUCUAACAGUUUACUUGUCAU